CAGGAAACAUGGCAGCUACUCCUACCAACCCUGAUGACAUUUCAGUGUCUGUUGCUCGUAUUUUGAAUGAAAAACACUGCCCUGAACACUUACAAAUCUUAAAAAAUUUUACGACUGCGUUACGGGACCGGGAUUACAGGGAUUCUGUCGAAAGAGAGGCGUUCUCCAGUCUUCUCAAAGUCUUAUCCAGGCUCUGUGAGGAGUUGCAAGCUUCCGGUGGCACAAAUUGCAACCUAAAAUUGCAGCUUACUGCUGAGUGCUUUCGAGCUCAGAGGAACUCCUGUGUGCAAAGUCCCCGCAAUCAGUGCCUGCUCAGGGAGCUUGGUUUUGUUGAUGUUUCCCUCCGGCUAUUGAGAUUCCUGCACACAAAUGCAAAGAGCCGGGAUGGCGUCUUUGAGCCUCUGCGUUGUGGGAUCCAGUCUCUUGGUAAUUUAGCUGUGGGGAACCAAGUGUGUAAAGAGGACAUUUGGCGGCUAAGCUUUCCAGAUCUCAUCUUGCAGCUGCUUAACGUUGAUGAUGAGAAGACUGUGAGUUACACCUCCAUGGUGCUCCACACGUGCCUGGAUGAAGCCAAGGCGGAGGAACUGUCCGAGCCGCAGAACAUCCAGCUGGCGCUCAAGGUGAUGGAGCUCUGCAGGACACAACCUGAGCUGGACUGGACGGUCCUCAUUGCAACUCAGCAUUUUCUCACGUCUUCAGCUCUGGUUGAAAACAUGUAUGCUGCAAUGUCGUCCUGUGAAAGACUGACCCUGUUAGAGCUGAUCUCGGCCCAGCUAAGUGGUGACGAGUCCCAAAAUUGUGGCGUCCCUCCCAACGUGGCUUGCUUCCUCGCCUCUUCCUUCCAGAAAGGCUGCGGAGCCGUGUUGACCCUUGCCACUGGCUCUGCCUCCAGCGAUGAGGUCCUGCAGGAGGUGCUGACAGUGAUCAGUCUUCUUGACGUGCUAUGCGAGAUGACCUCCCACCAAGCGCAGUUCCUACAGGACCAACCGGACCUUUUAGUGACGACUGUAGAACUCCUAAAGCAGGUCCAUGCCAUCGGAAAGGCUAGCAAGAACAUUUUCAGCUCGGCUCAGAAUUUCUCCUCCUCCAACGAAGAGGACAACACUUUUUCCCACUCACCUGUCAUCAGUUUUAAGGCUCACCUCAUCAGGCUGAUUGGAAACCUGUGUUACACCCACACCAUCAACCAGAACAAGGUCAGAGAACUGGAAGGCAUCCCCCUCAUUCUGGACAACUGCAACAUAGAUAGCAACAACCCAUUCAUCAGUCAGUGGUCAAUCUUCGCAAUCCGGAACCUCUUGGAGCACAACACGAAGAAUCAGGAGCUGGUGGCCUCACUGGAACAACGAGGACCUGCCGAGUAUUCCGCGCUCAGGGAAUUGGGCUUCCAGGUGGAGGAGAGAGAUGGCAGUUUGCUGCUUAAACCAGUCAGAAAGGAUGCAUGACCUCGGCCCAGGUUUUAAUGUGAACAAAAUAGGGAGGAAUCAUGAACAUGCUUCCAGUAAUGCUAUCCACUACCUUAACAACACUAUAGCACUUAUAGGGCUUCUCCGCGCAGACAGUAUUAAAGGUGCACAGGCUCUCCCUGCCGGAAAAGCUAAGCUUUAGGACCUCUUCUAUUGUCUCGCCCCAAAUUCUGGGAAAUGAAUAGAGGCCUCGCUUGUACCAAUUGGCAAAGCUAAUUCUUUGUGCUGUAAUCCAAAGACAAAUAACUCCACAGUGUCCAGGCUUUUCUUUUGGAGAAUCUAAUCUCUCCAUCAGGGUUAAAUACCAUGCAGAAUCACAUUGACUUCUGCAGUAAAUGAAUGAAUGAAUGUAAUACGUAAUAUAUAAACAUAGUAAUGUUGCCUCUAUUGGGUGCUCAUAAUCCAAAUUUAACGCACUGUAUUGUAGAGCAAUGCUGCGUCAAAGGGCUUAAGACAUUCAAUCUAGCUAUUUGAGUUCUUUACACCUUCACCUUGUCUGUUUAAGUUACACCGCACUUCUUUCCUUCAGCUUUAGUCAACAGAACCUAUCAUUUGCUUUUCUUCUGGUGAUUAGUGGUAGUGUCAGAAGCUGAACAGUGCUGACACCUCAACAAUGUGGCGCUUUUCAGGCCUGCCACACCCUGUUUUUUAAAUGACAAGAUGCACUGAAACAAUCAACCGGACUCUCCCCUCAAUCCGCCGCCAUGGUGGAGGGAGCUUAUAUGGUUCCGGUCCCCAAGGAUUUCAGACAGCUAACAAAACAGUGGUUACUUGCGCUCCAGCGGCUGGCUGCAAUGCUUUUGAGCCUGACAGGAAAAAGGCUGUGCGAGUCAGCCAGGGUCUGAAUGAGGCAGCAUGGCCACGGCCGUUUGGUCACCUCCACACAUUACUCUGGGCUUUACCAUAUCAGCGUUUUAUACCACAUCGUGUUCCUGUCUCCCAGAUACAAAAUACUUUAUUGGGCUUAAUAAACAUUUGUUUGCGACACAAAACAUUUUGUAUGACUUUAUUUAAGCCAAGAAUGUAACAUAAAACACAUAUUGGGGAGAUGACUAGUAGAAACACUGUGAUGCAAGCUUGGUUUCUGGGCUACCUAAAUAAAAACUAUUUACAAGAAUAGAAAUCGCAAAUAAUUUAAAGCUCUCAAAAGGCACAAUAGUAAACACUAUUUUAGUAAACACCUUUUCAAUGGUGACGCUCUUUCCCCCAUGUAUAAAUGACAUAAAGUGCCACGUUCUUCAUAUAAAAAUAUACUCUUCAAAUUGUUCUGUAAGUUCGACAAUGGGUGAUGGACCAAAAAUAGCUGCUGUGUGGUUAAGACACAUGCCAUCCACCCAGGCGGGCUUAAACCGCGCUUUUGUGUGCGCCAUUCAUGGGAAUGCUCGCUGUAUUCCAACCUGGUCGUAGCAAACAAAACAAUGAACACAGUCGGGGAUGGAAAGUGCCGUUCACACUCAAGCUUGAAGGCUAAAAAUAGAACUGCCAUACCUCAUGCUUAAUCAAUAGCUUAAUACAGGGGUGUCCAAACUUUUUCAACAAGGACCACAUACACAAAAAUUGAAGGAUGCACAGGGCCACAUUGAUACAUGCUAAAACCAGUCCAAUAUCAUGUUGGUCAGUGUAUGCUAAGCUAUCUGAACAAAACAUCAACAUAUUAGCGUUGUGUUAUGGGUGGCAAAGCAAAUUAGUAUAAUAUGGAAUUAUAGAUCUCAUUAAGGAUUUUAUUGUAUUUUUAAAAUAUGCAUGGGACCAAUCAAAAAGAAGUUGUAGGACAAAUAUUGCCCCCUGGCUUACUAUGUGACAGGCUACACGUAAUGGCUGCAAAUGGCAGAUUUGACUAUUUCAUCCACUUUGCAUCAACAAAGAAGAAAAAGGUGAGUUGUUGUUUCCACCCACUAUGAGUCUAACAUAAAUAUUUAGUUGUCAUUUCAGUGUUCAAACAGAAUACAGUGCGAGUCAUAUUCUAGCUUUUGACCAUUUGCAUGAUCACAGAAUUAUUUGCCUUCUGUCUGUGACAUUUUUUCAUUUGCCUUUUAAAAACAAAUCCUUUCUCUUGCAGGAUGCUUCAGACCAGCAACUCCAGUCUAAAGUCGUCCUUAACCAUCCUCUGUAAAGAAUUUCAAAUAGGAUGUCAAAAUGUGCAAAAUCUUGAAUAAAUACUUCCUUUUCCUCCUUCUCCCGCUCUACUUGCAGGUGAAAAUCUCAGAUUUCUCACUGCAGGUGUUGCAUUUGACAAAGCAGCACCAGUGGAAUUUGCAGUUGCACUGCCAGACCCUCGUGUAGUGGUGCAAGUUGUACCCCCUGCCGCAGCACAUCACGUUGCAGCCGUCCGUUUGCGCCGAGGUGCCGUUGCACAGUCUACCCCGCGUACCCGUGCUCCCAGUGGCCCUGUCCUCCUCGCAGUAGUUGGGCGAGCGCUCCAGGUACACCAAAUCGGUGUCGGGGGGCUUCUGGUAGCCCCGACCCUCUUUGAGGCGCAGAAAGGAAGGUUGGCGGAGACGGGAAGCGUGGACCGGCUCGACUUGAACGGCAGCGCUGUAACGCUCCUUUAGCAGGUAACCGAUCUCUCUGAACUUUGGGAGGGUGAUCCAGCAGGUCUUAGUAGUGCAGGAACCAGACACGCCAUGACACUUGCACUCCAGCUUCAUCCUUUCUUCAAGGAUCUGACAACAGAGAGAGUGUCGUCAGUGUAUAGCUUGUAUCACGGUCGCUGAUAACUACUGUGUCUGGACACACUUUACAAUGAUGUACACAAAAAUACAGUAGUUAUUGAGGAACUAAUAGAGAACUAAUGACUAAGGCAUAUAAAUUUAGACUAGUUACUGAGGAACUAAGGCACAUACAUUUA
Messenger RNA from Dunckerocampus dactyliophorus (ringed pipefish), 4314 nucleotides. RefSeq names its product ataxin 10 (gene atxn10). The coding region runs from base 9 to 1445 and encodes 478 amino acids. NCBI's taxonomy places the organism in Eukaryota, Metazoa, Chordata, Actinopteri, Syngnathiformes, Syngnathidae. Gene Ontology annotation, biological process: neuron projection development. The transcript is spliced from 11 exons. The record is from RefSeq and is a predicted model, not a curated record. Gene Ontology annotation, cellular component: cytosol.